UCUUACAGACAUUUAAUUUCACGGUGGUCAAGCUGAAGCACACGUUGAAUACCAUUGGAUUUGAGGGAAGUGACGUCAUUUUUGCGCGACGGGCUGGGAACCCGUGCUUGAAUAUUAAACUUAUUUUCAUUCUACAAAAAGGGCUUGAAAUAAGCAUUCAUGGCAACAGAGGUUGUGGAAAAGACAAGUGAAGAUGCUCCAGCAACUGGAAAGGUCAGCACCAGGUUCGACCUGGAAAAGGAGACUGAGCUUCGGUUUGAGGUGGAGGCAGGGGAGGCAGCAGAGCAGGUUGAGUUGGAGCUUCUCACGGGAAUGGCAGAGGUGUUUGGAUCGGAGCUGAACCGCAACAAGAAGUACACAUUUGGACCGGGCUCCAAGAUUGCAGUCUUCACCUGGCAGGGUUGCAGUGUGAAUCUUUACGGGAAGCCAGAGGUGGCUUACGUGUCAAAGGAUACUCCCAUGCUGCUCUACCUGAACACACACGCUGCCCUGGAACAGAUGAGAAAACAGGCAGAACGGGACAACGAGAGGGGGCCGAGGGUGAUGGUAGUAGGACCGACAGAUGUGGGAAAGUCAACAGUGUGCCGGCUGCUCCUUAGCUAUGCUGUGAGGGUUGGCAGGAGGCCCACACUGGUGGAACUGGAUGUCGGACAGAGUGGGGUGUCUGUACCCGGGACAGUGUCAGCACUGUGCAUUGAGCGUCCAGCAGAUGUGGAGGAGGGUUUCUCAGUCCAGGCUCCUUUGGUCUACCACUUUGGCUCCACAACUCCAGGGACCAACAUCAAACUUUACAACAAGCUGACGUCAUGCCUGGCCGAAGUGUUUUCCCAGCGUUGUGAAGUCAACAGGAAGGCCAGUGUGGGAGGCUGUAUCAUCAACACUUGUGGCUGGGUGAAGGGCUCUGGAUACCAGGCUCUGGUCCACUGUGCCUCUACCUUUCAGGUGGAUGUCGUGCUAGUGUUGGACCAUGAAAGGCUAUACAAUGAACUCAAACGAGACCUCCCUCACUUUGUGCGGGUUGUGCUCCUACCCAAGUCCGGGGGAGUGGUGGAGCGUUCCAAGGAGUGUCGGCGGGACACACGGGAUGAGAAGAUCCGCGAGUAUUUCUAUGGUUUCCGCGGAGUCUCCUACUACCCUUUUUCUUUUGAAGUCCGCUUCUCAGACGUCCGCAUCUACAAGAUCGGGGCUCCAUCUAUCCCGGACUCGUGCUUGCCACUGGGAAUGUCUCAGGACGACACACAGCUAAAACUGGUGCCCGUGACACCUGGGAGGGACCUCACGUAUCAUGUACUGAGCGUGAGCAGUGUCGAAGAUGGCGACGAGGGAGCUAGAAAAGGCAUAGUGGAGAGCCCCGUGUGUGGCUUUAUCGUGGUAACGUACGUGGACACUCAGACACAGGUUAUGAAAGUGCUGUCGCCAGCACCCAGACCAUUGCCCAGACAUACUCUGCUUAUCAUGGACAUUCGCUUCAUGGAUAUGAAAUGAAUCAACACCUCGGGGAAGAGGACUCAGAAGUGGAGGUCAUGUUCAGGACAUGUCCUUUUGCAGACUGUCUCUGAGCUCUCCUAUUUGAUAUUAGCAAGGUCUACAGAUAAAUGAUUCAAGUUCUGGUGGCAGUUGUAACUAUUUUCCAUUUUAUAGACCACUGUGUACAGUCAUUUGUAGUAAGGGAUGUUUUAUCAGUACUGGAAGGAUUUUCAUGCUAUUUUGUUUUUAUAAUUAAUGUUUUUCUUUUCUUGGGCAAUAAAUGUUUAAAUGGAAAA
This is a messenger RNA of Mugil cephalus (flathead mullet), 1763 nucleotides long. RefSeq names its product cleavage factor polyribonucleotide kinase subunit 1 (gene clp1). Gene Ontology annotation, cellular component: nucleus; mRNA cleavage factor complex. NCBI's taxonomy places the organism in Eukaryota, Metazoa, Chordata, Actinopteri, Mugiliformes, Mugilidae. The record is from RefSeq and is a predicted model, not a curated record. Gene Ontology annotation, biological process: tRNA splicing, via endonucleolytic cleavage and ligation. Gene Ontology annotation, molecular function: polynucleotide 5'-hydroxyl-kinase activity. The transcript has 6 exons. The coding region runs from base 160 to 1485 and encodes 441 amino acids.